AGCCUGUGUGGGGCCCUCCGAGGGCUGCUGAGAGUGUCCAUAGCUGAGGAGCAGCUGGAGCUGCUGUAAGAGUCCUCAGGCCUGUGGUCUCGGUAGAAGAUUCUCCUAUCCAAGUUCAGCAGCGCCUCUGCUUUUUCUUGUCCUUUCUUUUCCUGUAGAGCUCUCUUCCAUUUUUGAUUUUGCUCCGUGGGAAUCUUGCUUGUUUUUCUUUGUUUUGAGAGAGGGUUUCUCUGUAUAGCCCUGGAACUUGCUCUGUAGACUGUUGGUGUACUUUUUAAUUUAUAUUUCUUAUUUUUUUCCUCCCUACUAUACCUCAAUCCCUCCAUCACCCCAACAUCAGGUGGAGAGAGAAAGGGUUAGUGGGAGAGGGGGCCCAGUUCUCUUAGCUGCUUCCUCUGGUCAGAUUUAAACUAUUUAUAGCUGGCAAAGAGCCCUCUCAGCCUGCACGAGGCAAAUAGUCUGCUGCUGUGGACCAUCUGAAUCAGUCCCAUAUCCUACAUUUGGAAUCAAAACAAAAACAUGUUUACAUUCACAACAGUAGACCAGGCUGGCCUCGAACUCACAAGAGAUCUGCCUGCCUUUACCUUCAGAGUGCUGGGAUUUAAGGCAUGCACCACCUCCGCCCAGCCUCCACAGGAGUCUUUUUGAGCCAUUUGUCAGCUUUGUGGAUUGAUUUAGUUAAAUGUUGACAUUUAACUAAUGUUAAAUGUUGGCAGCUCUGGGCCUGUCCUGUCCACCUGGGAGCCCAGUGUUGCUGUGGGCUGUUGAUGCACUGUCUCCCAUGCUGAGGAGAAAUCACUGGGUUGGGUUGAAUUUUGUGUGACAAGAUUGUCGUGUACAGGGCUGUCUCUCGGAAUCAAAAGUGUGCUUGGCAGGGCAGCUAGCAGCUAACGUGUGCUAGGUAACCAAUAUUCAGAGUUAUAGCAUCGUUUUACUAAAUCAGUCCUCACCAAGCUGAUGAAUUCCUUUGGUCCCAGAACUUGUAGGUUGAUCCCCUGGUGCACAAGGAGGCAGGCGUUAGGAAAGCAGACUGCAGGUCACCAAGGAAGCUUCUGCAUGCUGUGUGUCAUGCAGAACCACAUGGUCCAGGCCUUUGCCAACAGCGGCAACGCCAUCAAGCCUGUCUCCUUCAUCAGAGACCUGAAAAAGAUUGCCCGGCACUUCCGAUUUGGGAACCAAGAGGAUGCACAUGAAUUCCUACGGUACACCAUCGAUGCGAUGCAGAAGGCCUGCCUGAAUGGCUAUGCUAAGUUGGAUCGGCAGACUCAGGCUACUACCCUGGUGCAUCAGAUCUUUGGUGGCCAUCUCAGAUCCCGAGUGAAGUGCUCUGUGUGCAAGAGUGUCUCAGACACAUAUGAUCCCUACUUGGACAUAGCGCUGGAGAUUCGGCAAGCUGCAAAUAUCGUGCGUGCUCUGGAACUUUUUGUGAAGCCAGAUGCCCUGAGCGGAGAGAAUGCUUAUAUGUGCGCUAAGUGCAAGAAGAAGGUUCCAGCAAGCAAGCGCUUCACCGUCCACAGAGCGUCCAACGUCCUAACUCUGUCCCUCAAACGCUUUGCCAACUUCAGUGGCGGGAAGAUCACCAAGGAUGUCGGCUACCCCGAGUUCCUGAACAUGCGUCCCUACAUGUCGCAGAGCAGUGGUGACCCUGUCAUGUAUGGGCUCUAUGCUGUCCUGGUGCACUCAGGCUACAGCUGCCACGCUGGACACUACUACUGCUACGUGAAGGCCAGCAAUGGACAAUGGUACCAGAUGAAUGACUCCUUGGUCCAUUCCAGCAAUGUCAAGGUGGUUCUGAACCAGCAGGCCUACGUGCUCUUCUAUCUGAGGAUUCCAGGCUCUAAGAAAAGUCCUGAGGGCCCUGUCUCCAGGGUGGGCUCCACUCUUCCUAGCCGUCCCCAUGUCAUCCCAGAUCACCCCAAGAAGAGCCCUGGCAAUGGGGUCGUUUCCUCCCCGCUGAUGGCAAAGCGACAGGACUCUGUGAUGAUGAAGAAGCUGCAGGCCCCUGAGGAGGUGGGAGUGCCUGUGUCCAGGAACGGCUCUGUCCCUGGUCUGAAGUUACAGAACGGAUGUGUUCCUGCAAAGACACCUGCCGGGUCCCCUUCCCCGAGACUCACCCCAACACCCACACACACGCCCACCAUUCUGGACGAGCCUGGAAAGAAGGUGAAGAAGUCAGCCCCACAGCAGUCCCUGACUGCAUCCCCGACCACUUCUCAGGGCUCUCCUGGGACCAGCGAAUCCAAGAGCCAGCGGCCUGGUUCCUGGGCAAGCAGGGACACCAUCUUCUCUACCUCACCAAAGCUCCUGGCCAAAGCCAUUACUAAUGGGCACAGGCUGAAGGGGGAAGGCAAUGGUGUGGACCUGGAGAAGGCAGCCUCAAGCAGCUCGAGCCCCGAGCAUUCUGCCAGCAGUGACCCUGCCAAGACCCCACAGACCCCAGAGGGCAGAGCUGUGCAUUUCUGUGACUCUCAGGGAACAAACUGUCCCACCCCUGGCCAUUCCAAAGCGCUGUUGAAUGGGGUAGAUCCCAAGAUGGUGAAGCUGAAGUCGCCUGCCCUGAGCAGCACCACCGAGCCCACAAGCCUCAUGUCUCCUCCACCAGCCAAAAAGCUGGCCCUGUCGGCCAAGAAGGCCAGCACCCUACGGAGGGCGACCGGCAAUGACAUCCGCUCACCUCCCCCCUCAGCACUCUCCGACCUCACCUACCCCAUGAAAGCCACCCACCCCGUCGUUGCCUCCACUGGGCCUGUCAGUAAAACCAGGGCUGUUGCACCUGCCCCCCAACCAUCUGCCCUCCUGAAGCAUCCUGUCAGCCCCCACUCUGCAUCACUGUCCAGUAGUAGCGCCAAGCCCUUAGGGACAUCCGAGCCACAGAGCGGCUGCUCCUCUGCCUGGACCCCCCUGCCUCAGGUCAAUGGACACUUCAUGCCCCGGUUACACCAGCUGCCAGAGGCCAGCCAGGCCCUGCACAGCCUCUCCAAAAAGAGGAAAAAGACCCCCGAUGGAGAUCUCCAGAGACUGGGCACAGACACGCACCUCCCACAGUGCCCCAGGGGAGCCCCUACAGCAGCACGCAGGAAGAGAAGAAAGAAGAAGUGCCUGGAGGACAUGGCUGCCACAGCUCCCCAGCAGAAAGGUCAGCCGCAGGACCAGCCUGGGAGUGCCAGGGGCCGGAAGGAAGAGGGCACACAGCCCCAGGUAAAUGGCCAUCAACUGAGUCACAUCCUGGACAGUCACCAUGUGAGCAGCAGGAAGAGGAGGAAGAGGAAGAGAUCAGAAGGACUCAGCCAGGAAGCCACCCUGUCCCAGGCCCUGCUACAGCAUGGCUGCUCUCCUGCAGACCACUGUGAGCCCGAGGCCAGGACAGAGUUGCAGAGAAAGAAGAAAAGAAAAAGAAAGCAUGAGACACCACAGGAGGAAGAAGAAAAUGAGCACCCGGAAAGCCGUUGGAGUCUGAGGCCCAGUGUCACCCCAGUCCCUGAACUGAGCAUGAAUGGUCAUCCUUCUGGUGACCGCCUGGGGCUGGUGCCAGCGCCUCUUGUCGCCUGGAACAGAGAUAAAGAACCCGAUGUGGUCCAGGAGUUGCUCCGGGACUCAUCUGAUAAAGCUUAUGGGAAAAAAGUUUUGACCUGGGAAGGUGAGCCUUCAGCCGUCAGUCAGGACGCCAUCAAAGACAGCAGACUGGCCCGGAUGCACACCGUGGUGGACGACUGGGACGAAGAGUUUGAUCGAGGGAAGGAGAAGAAAAUUAAGAAGUUCAAGAGAGAAAAGAAGAGAAACUUCAAUGCCUUCCAGAAGCUUCAGAGUAGACGGAACUUUUGGUCUGUGACUCAUCCCGCUAAGGUCACCAGCCUCAGCUAUCGUCGCUGA
Psammomys obesus (fat sand rat) is the source of this 3870-nucleotide messenger RNA. RefSeq names its product ubiquitin specific peptidase 36 (gene Usp36). The record is from RefSeq and is a predicted model, not a curated record. Lineage: Eukaryota; Metazoa; Chordata; Mammalia; Rodentia; Muridae. The coding region runs from base 958 to 3870 and encodes 970 amino acids. Gene Ontology annotation, biological process: regulation of apoptotic process; protein deubiquitination. The transcript is spliced from 17 exons. Gene Ontology annotation, molecular function: cysteine-type endopeptidase activity; cysteine-type deubiquitinase activity. Gene Ontology annotation, cellular component: nucleus; cytosol.